AGCGAAGUCAGAAGCAAACACGCUCCAGGAAACGAAAGAUAUUACUGAGAUUUUGAGUUUUCCAGUGACACCACAAGUCUCAGAAAUAUGGUGCAAGAGUUUAUGAUACUGAAGUGUUUUUCCUGUGCAACCUUUCAGGUUCACCAAGUUAAGAAAAGCAACAAGUGGGUUUGCAAAGUAUGUGGAGAAAAGCAAUCAAUUAAAAAAGUUUAUGCUCAAGGGACUGGUCUUGACUGCCGUAAGCAUGUGCAGAAAUUAAAUUUGAAACAAGGAGAAGCACAGGAGGCAAGAGAUUUGAUAUCCUGCAAUGAUGAAAAUCCUAGUUCUUGUGACUUCUCUGAAAAUACCCCGUUGACUGGCAAUGUUAAGAUAAACCAAGGUACAAAUUGCAACAGCCAGGAAGGUUUUUUCAAAGGAGUAAGCAAAUGGGAGAAGUUCUUAGAGAUCAGUUCUACUGACCAUGAUGAUUUAGAGGAAUUGGACAGUGACGAUAUAACAACAGAAAGGGAUUUGUUUGAUAAAGCAUAUUCAAGAAGAAAGAGAAAGUCAUCAUGGCAACAUUGCAAAUCAGGAACUGGCUUCCAGGGAAAAAGAUCCAAAAUAAGUGCAAAUGAAGAUAGUGUCAGUACAUGCUCAGGGUUCAAAACCUCUUUUCCAAAUACUCCUUUACAUAACUUGACAUCAAACCAAGUUGAUGAAUUUCAGUCCUAUGGCAAACAAGCACAAGCCAAUGAGGAUUUGGAGUCGAAUACCAAAAAUAACCCAUACAAAUGUAACAUUUAUUUUGCAAAGGCUACCAGAAAUCCCUCCCCAACAAUGAAAAGGAUGAACUCAAGUGCUUUGGUUGACCAGAAACGGAAAGCAAUACAUUCAUCAAAGUGGAAUAGGUUCAUGUCUAGUUACUCAUCACAAACUGACAUGCAUGAAACAUGCUCAGAAAAUAACUCUUUUUCCUUUAAGCCACACAGAAAUAAUUGUCAAAUUGAUAGUGAAAGCUAUCUUAGCCAAGGUAAUAAUUUUAUGAAAUCUGCUGCAGCUAUGAAUGCAGCAGAUAAUCAGUCAUCAUCUUCUCAGUUUGUUCAAGAUUUCUUUAAGGUGGAUGAUGAAUUAGAUGAUAACUGGUGGAACUCACUGUAACUUAAAAGAAGAAAUUUAGAUGUUUUAACCUUGCUGUGCUACAUAUUUAUUUGUAAGUCUUUAA
This is a messenger RNA of Pocillopora verrucosa, 1201 nucleotides long. Its product is annotated as MRN complex-interacting protein. Lineage: Eukaryota; Metazoa; Cnidaria; Anthozoa; Scleractinia; Pocilloporidae. The record is from RefSeq and is a predicted model, not a curated record. Gene Ontology annotation, biological process: mitotic G2 DNA damage checkpoint signaling. Gene Ontology annotation, molecular function: chromatin binding. Gene Ontology annotation, cellular component: nucleus.